Molecule: messenger RNA, 6806 nt
Organism: Physcomitrium patens
Lineage: Eukaryota; Viridiplantae; Streptophyta; Bryopsida; Funariales; Funariaceae
Product: rRNA biogenesis protein RRP5
Biological process (GO): rRNA processing
Cellular component (GO): nucleolus; small-subunit processome
Molecular function (GO): RNA binding; protein binding
Source: RefSeq, a predicted model, not a curated record
CUAAACCCUGCUCGCUAUCGUUGUUGGUCUGUUUGGCCAGCGCCCGGUUGUGGCGUCGUUGUGCUGUUUGGAAUCGGCGUCGAACGCCAGCGACUGAGGUCCUGCAGCCUCCGCCGUGCUUGUACUCUAGAUUUCUGAAGCUGUAGUUGAGGAAAUUUUGUAUUUGUUCCGGAGGUAGGAUUUCAAAGAAGAAACCGCUUUGCAGAUUCAGCAUGGCUGGGAAGAGGAAAAAUGACGACGUAGCCGGAAGUAGUGUUAUGCCGAAGAAGCGGGCAGCACAGGAGGAAACGGCCGGGGCGAAGCCUGCGGCGAAGCGUAGCGAGGAGGAGGACUUUCCCCGAGGAGGUGGAAGCGCCUUGACCCCUGCUGAAAUUCGAGAGGCUCGUGAAGAAGCAGAUGCUGACUUUGAGAGAGAAAAAGGAAAGAAAAUUGGAAAGAAAGGGGGCAAGAAAGGAAAGCAUGGCAAGGGGGAGGAUGAUGAAUUUCAUGGCAGUAUACUGUCUGGGAAACUUCAGAAGUCGGCGGACAUUUUGCGUUAUAAAAGUCUCGUUGUGGGGAUGAAAAUAUGGGGAGCUGUUGCAGAGAUUAAUAAUAAGGACAUGGUCAUUAGCCUUCCUGGGGGCUUGCGUGGUUUCGUCUUAGCCGAGGAGGCUUCUGAGGUAUUUGAGAAUGUGAAGGGACAUAAUGAUAAAUCUAAGAAAUCAAGCCAGAGAGGGAAGAAGAUGGAAGACCAAUCGACUGAUUUACCCGACGCAGAUAAGGAAGUCCCUCUUCUAUCCGAUUUGUUCAGUGUUGGGCAACUUGUAGCAUGUACUGUAAGGAAGCUUGAGCUGACUCAAGAAAAGAAAGGUCGUGGGAAACCAGAGAAGGAGGGAAAAAACGAGAAGAGAGGUCGUCGCAUUGAGCUGUCCCUGAAACUCGGUUAUCUUUACGAUGGGCUGUCAAUCGAAGCUGUGUAUGAAGGCCAGGCUUUAACUGCCGUUGUUACAAGUAUUGAAGAUCAUGGAUAUCUUCUUUCAUUUGGAGUCCCUGCUGUGUCCGGUUUCUUGUUACACCGUAACUACUUGGAUGGAACAGGGACUUCUAAGUUGCGCACAGGACAACUGGUGCAAGGUGUCGUAAUUUCAGUGGACAAAAAACGGGGCGCAGUCGGAUUGAAGGCCGAUCUGGGCCUGAUCUCUAGUAACAUGGUGAAGGAGUUUGCUGGUCUGACUGUGGAACUGCUCACACCUGGUGCUAUGGUGAAUGCCCGAGUACGGUCAGUUUUGAAGAACGGGCUUUUGCUAUCAUUUUUGACCUAUUUCACUGGGACAGUGGACAUAUUUCAUCUGGAGGAUCCUUUGCCAGGUGCUGACUGGAAUACGAAAUAUAGCGAAAAUCAGCGAUUGAAAGCUCGAAUAUUGUACAUAGACCCUGUGGCUAAGACUAUUGGGUUAACUCUGAAUCCUCAACUUCUUAAUAACGUUCUACCUUCUAUGUCCGUGGAUGUGGGAGAUGUCUUUAAAGACGCAAUCGUUCGACGUGUGGAUGCAACAAUUGGAAUGCUUCUUGAGCUUCCUACCAAGGAGAACGUUGUAGCAGGCUAUGUUCAUAUUUCAAGCGUUUCAGAUGAACAUAUUGCAAAGUUGGAAAAGAAGUACACAGUGGGAAAGAAAGUGCGAGCCCGUGUCAUAGGACAUCGAGUUAUGGACGCUCUUGCGAUAGCUUCCUUGAAGGAAUCUGUGGUGGACCAACUUUUACUUAGUCAUGCGGAUGUACAGCCAGCAAUGAAUGUAACCGGUACCGUGAUUGCUGUUGAGCCCUAUGGGGCGCUUGUACAGCUGGCUGAGGGUGUAAAGGCUCUAUGUCCUCUGCAACACAUGUCCGAGUUCCAGCGAUCCAAUCCAAGUUCCAAGUUUCAGGUUGGAUCUAAGCUGAAGUUUCGUGUGCUAUCCUGUGAUCAUCAUGCAAAGAAGAUUACGCUGACACACAAAAAGACAUUGAUUACAUCGAAGUUGAGUCCUAUCGUAAGCUAUGAAAGUGCUGUGGAGGGACUUGUGACUCAUGGUUUCAUCACGGGCAUUGAGGAUAUCGGCUGCUUUGUGAGCUUCUACAAUGACGUCAAAGGAUUGGUUCACAAGUCAGCUCUUGGUAUCGAAGCAGGUGUGAAGGCAGAGAACGUUUUUCAAGUUGGUCAAAGUAUCAAGUGUCGAGUUCUGCGAUCAGAUCCUGCAGCCCGUCGCCUUUCUCUCAGUUUCAUUACUACUUCUUCAAGAGAUGAUGCUUCAGAAGGAGCAGCUGGUGACGAACUUAUAGGAAAAGUUGUUGCUGGUACUGUACACCAUGUUAAUGACAGUGUCAUCAUAGUGAAUGUCUCCACUCCAACGGGGUUGGUCAAGGGUUAUCUCACGUUUCCUCACUUAUCCGACACCCUGGGACAUAUUGAGCAGCUGAAGUCUGUCACAAAAGUGGGGUUUCAAUUCGACCGGCUUCUCGUCCUUGAUGUCACGGAUAAACAGAAGCUGAUUGUUUCAGCGAAGCAAUCAUUGCUGCAGGCAGCUUCAUCCCUACCAUCAGACAUAUCUCAAUUACAGCCACAGUCUGUAAUACCAGGUUAUGUAGCAAACAUUACUGAUAGAGGUUGCUUUGUCCGGUUCCUGGGACGCUUAACAGGACUUGCAAGUGUUCCUCAGGUGGCUGAUGAGUUUGUCAGCGACCCUAGCAACCAUUUCAGUGUUGGACAAUCUGUUCGUGCACAAGUGCUCGAAGUCUACCACGAUACUGGAAAAUUCAGCCUCUGUUUGAAGCAAUCAGUUUGUUUUUCAACUGAUGUCUCACUCAUACAGGGGUACUUUUUGGAAGAGGAUAAGAUAGUAGAAGCUAGUGAAGCAUCCGAUUUAGAAUGGGCGAAGACCUUGGCUAUUGGAGCUUGUACAGGUGGAGAAGUACAGGAAAUCAAGGACUACGGUGUCAUCGUUAAACUACCGAACUAUAAGGAUGUCGUCGGCUUUGUCACACACUACCAAUUGGGCACUCCGGUAGAAGUUGGCGACUCGGUCCAGGCAAGAGUGCUAGAUGUCGUGAAGGCCGAUAGGAUUGUUGACCUUACAGUACGGCCUGAGCUGCUCCAAGUGAACAAACAUGAUUCAACCAAGAAAAAGGAGAAGAACAAAAAGAGAUCACAUCCAGUUAUGGCCUUAGAACUUCAUCAGAAAGUUUCGGCAGUGAUAGAACUUGUCAAAGACGCUUAUCUGGUGCUGUCCCUACCAGAACAAGGUAAUGCUAUAGGAUUUGCAGCUGCUGGUGAUUAUAAUUCCCGACGACAGGAUUCUCAUCAGCGCUACAGUCCAGGGCAGAGGGUAGUAGCAACAGUGGAACACUUAGGAGAUGAAACCAAUGGCAACAGGAUGCUCCUUCUAUUGAGCAAUACCGGCGAUUCCGUUGAAGUAAAAACCUCCAAUACCAAGAAGCCUCGAAGGGAGUUGGACAAAUUGAUUGGUGCUAUCGUUGAUGCUGAGGUGGUGGCUAUUGAGGAGCUUCAAUUAGUAGUCCGCGUAAGCACAGGCACGAUCACGGAAGGUCGCGUUCAUAUUACCGAGAUUAUAGAUGGAUUUGAAGAAAAAAAUCCUCUUAGUUCCUUCAAUAUUGGGCAAAAGGUAAGGUGCAGAGUGGUGCAGAGAGUACGUCUGCAAAAGUCUCCCGGUCGCAAAGAACGUACUUCUGUUCUGGAACUUUCGUUGCGACCUUCUCAACUCUCAGAACAUCUGGAGACAAACGUGGGAAGUACACGUCCUGGAAGUUUGCCUUCACUUGAAGAAUUAGUUCCUGGCCAGUGUAUUACGGCCUACGUGCAAGAGGUGAAAGAUGAUUGGGCUUGGCUGUCGGUUGCACCGCAUCUUCGAGGUCGCCUGUUCAUCCUAGACUCAUCAACAGACCCCUCAGAGUUGGAGAAGUUUGCAGAAAGAUUUACGGUUGGUACUCCUGUUAGCUGCUGUGUCAAGUCUGUGGACUAUGAGAAACGUACUCUAGAUUUCAUCCGGAGGCAGCCUCCACAGCUUCAGGAGAAGUCCUUAUUUGAUGUUCCACCUAUGGAGGACGCCGAUUCAUCCUCUGAAAAUAAUACCAAGCAAGUUUUUUGGAUCCAAAAGGGAGAUUCAUUGGGUGGCCGGGUCAAACAAGUAAACCCUGGUGUGGGAGGAAUAAGUGUACAGAUUGCUCCAUCGUCAUUCGGAAGAGUUCAUGUGACUCAUCUUAGUGACGAAUGGAAGGAUAAUCCUGCAUCUGCAUUCAAGGAGGGCCAAUUUGUGCGGUGUGUUGUUUUGGGAGUCGAGAAAAAUCCCAAUGGCAAGACGGUAAUAGACCUCACAUUGCGGAAAUCUCUGGGUGGAAUGGUUGCUGCAAAUCUACAAGCUAGUGACUCGGCCACUACGAGCUCUUCAACAGCUAUUAAUAUCACUAGCAUCAAAGACCUGAAAAUAGAUCAGGAAGUGCAGGGGUUUGUGAAGAGCACUUCAAAGAAAGGAUGUUUUAUUUCUUUAGCGCCUCAAGUUGAUGCAAUAGUUCUUACUUGUAAUCUUUCGAAGGCUUUUGUUAAAGAUCCUGCUGAAAGCUUCCCUCCUGGCAAGUUGAUCAAAGGGAGGAUUAUCAACAUUGAUGCAGAUUUGGGCAGAGUGGAAAUGAGUCUUAAAACUUCGGGCCAGAAAAAGGAACUUACCAGCACUCUCUUGGGUCGUCGGUUUGGAGACUUCAAGGAAGGUGAAGUUGUUUUUGGUACUAUCAAGCGAAUCGAAAAGUUUGGCAUAUUUGUGACCAUUGAGCAGAGCAGUGUGGUAGCUAUGUGUCAUAUGUCGGAGGUUGCUGACCAUUAUUUCAAAGAUAUCGACAAACAUUACAAAGUCGGUGAUCGCGUACGUGCUCGCGUUCUGAAGGUGGAUAACACAAAGCAGAGAAUUUCACUUGGUCUGAAAGAGUCUUACUUUUCAAACACGGAGACACAUGUGCAACCCGUGACUGAGGAAGAUGAUAUGAAAGUGACAAAUGAGGAAGAUGAGUUGGUUGAUGAUUGUGAAGAAUCCGAAGAAGAUGAUGUCGAUGAGGAAAAUUUAGAAGAUUCGAAAGGAACACCGAGUGAUGAAGACGAGAGUGAAGACGAAUCAGAAGAGGAGAAUGGGGUUGAUUUGGAUGACUCAGACGACGACGAAGAUGAAGACGAUAACGAAGUAAAUGAGUUACAUAAUAACGCUAUUGAGACACCAACUCCCACUCUAGUAGCGCCUCCUUUAGAAGUAGAUUUGGAGGAUACUAACGUCGUCGAUGAUUCUGAGAAAGAGGAGGAUGAAGAAUCUGAAGAUGCCAAGAAACUGAAUAAGAGGGCUAAGAAGCGGCUGAAACAGCAGCGUGAGGCAGAAAUUAGUGCUGCAGAAGAAAGGCGGUUGAAAGGCGACCAGGCUCCGGAAACUGUGGAUGAAUUUGAGGCACUUGUCCGAACAUCACCAAACAGCAGUCUUGUGUGGAUAAAGUACAUGGCGUUCCUACUACAGCUUGCAGAUGUUGAUAAAGCACGGGCUAUUGCUGAAAGGGCUCUGCAAACGAUUAACUACAGGGAGGAAAUGGAGAAGUUGAACGUUUGGAUAGCUUAUCUGAAUCUUGAGAAUGUCUACGGCAAUCCCCCGAAGGAAGCGGUCUUGACCCUAUUUAACAGGGCUUUACAGUAUAACGACCAGAAGAAGCUGUACUUUGCGCUCUUGGGUAUUUAUGAAAACCCAAGGCAGCCUAAGGGUCCUCAGUAUGACAUGUUCGACCAGAUGAUGAAGACCAUGAUUCGCAAGUUCAAAUCUUCUGCCAAGGUUUGGCUAAAACAAAUCCAGAGUCUAAUGGAAAGAGGUAUGGGAGAUGUAGCUCAUAAGACUUUGGACCAGUCUCUUCUUAGUCUGCCACGUCGUAAACACAUCAAAGUCAUCAGUAGGGCUGCACUACUUGAAUACAAAUCUGGUUCUGUUGAACGAGCAAGGUCCAUCUUUGAGGGUAUACUUCGGAAUUAUCCUAAAAGAACCGAUCUCUGGAGCGUUUACCUCGAUCAGGAGAUUCGAGUGGGUGAAGUUCCUGUAAUUCGAGCAAUUUUUGAAAAGGUGACCUGCUUGGAGCUUCCACCCCGCAAAAUGAAGUUUCUGUUCAAGAAAUAUUUGGAUUACGAGAAGGCCAAUGGUGACGAAGAGCAAAUCGAGCAUGUCAAAAGGAAGGCCAUGGAGUACGUCAACAACAAGCUUGGUUGAGUACUUCCUUAACUGGAACCUGAUCUUAUUUUGGGUUCACUCACGAGGUUUAAGAAUUCGAGAUGUCAGACUCUGCUAUCUAUGUGGCCCAUGGCGCACAGUGGCUAUCGUCUGGACGUUGUAAUGGAUUGAACUAGUCAAUACGAAGUUUUUCAAUAAUCCGUAGAAUUUCGAGGUAUCUGAGCUUUAGAAAUCUAUCCCCGAAUUUCGUAGAUUUUACACUGGUAGCUAAUGGACAUAUGGAGUUAAAUUAUAAUGAGAAUGAUGACAAUUCACACAGCUGUUGAUCCAGGAAUCACUGGAAGCGAUCCCUUAUUUCCAAUAGCCUCGUUUCAAAAAAACAAGUAGCUACUAGAAUUUCUGUACUCUUGGAUUUGAAUCAGCUCUGCUGUAAUAUUUUAAGGGUUUUACCGCUUUCAAGCAGUACAAGUUUUAGUUGCCGUCCCGAAGAAUUCCUAGUGUGCAGCUUAUUUUUGUUGAAACAGUCUGCCCCAUGUAAUGAUCCCUAUCAAUUAGUAGAAUUAUAAAGCUAGAAAAACUGAUAAACCAUUGUAA